Bacillus rossius redtenbacheri is the source of this 1766-nucleotide messenger RNA. RefSeq lists its product as uncharacterized. The coding region runs from base 430 to 702 and encodes 90 amino acids. The transcript has 3 exons. NCBI's taxonomy places the organism in Eukaryota, Metazoa, Arthropoda, Insecta, Phasmatodea, Bacillidae. The record is from RefSeq and is a predicted model, not a curated record.
AAUCCUACUAUUGGCAAUUGUUAAAAGAAUUUAAUUCUCGUUGUUGUUUUGGAAGCGGGCAUUCAAAAUAUUGAGCAAAAUAUUUUAGGAAAUGUAGUACAUACACUUUAAUCCCGUAUUUGCUAUUUAAGCCCGAACAUGUGUUUUUUAUGUGCCUAAAAUGUAAACUGAAUAAAUACUUAUAAGACAUGGAUAGUGAAGUUACAGGAGAUUAUUUCAUUAUUGACAUAUCUCAUCAAGGAAAUGAAAAUGUUUACAAUUCUGACUAUAUUACAGAUGCAAUAGUCAUAUUAAUACCUCAAGUAUCUAAGCUGUAUGGAGUCUAUCAAGCAUGGUAUCCUCUUAAAGAAGAAGAACGGAAAGCACUUGAUAAUAAAGCAAUAAAUAAUUUUACACAUGACUAUCUAACACUGUAUAAAAUUUUGGUAGAUGCACUACAACGUUGGGAUGAGAUUCAAGAUAGUCAAGGGGCUGGUGGUGUUCGGGUACCACCUGGAGCGGCAGCUGCUGGCCGUCGUCGGUCGGGUCGAGAGCUUCCUGGAGUCCCUGGAGCGGGGCCGGCCGCAGGGCGAGGGGCCGACGCCUCGGAGCAGCCGCGGCAAGCGCAGCAGGGCCCGCGGCAAGCAGGCGCAGCUGCGGUCCGCCGAGAGCCUCGCCGACCUGCUGACCGGUAGUGACCUCCCGGAGCCUCUGUCCGACUGACCCCUGCCUCGCACUACUGCUCGACCCGUAACACAGCGCACCCGCACCGGUUUUCAGAGAGAAAAAUGAAAGCACAGUCCUCAUCAACACGACAGUGGAAGAAAAAAAAAGAAAAAAAAAAAGAAAAAAAAUACAGGCAUUUGAAAAAUCAUUAAAUUUUUUCUGAAAGUUCUUACAAUACAGAUUCAGUUUGAUGUCGAUUCAACAUCCAUUGAUACAUCUUUAUGAACUAUAUUCUUGCGUUUGUGUAAAAAAAAUUUUGUUUUUAAAAGCAUCUAUGUAAAUAACUUUAGGAACAAACAAUGUCAGAUGAUCUACAUAUUACGAGAUAUCUAUGAACAGUGCAAAAUAAGUUGAUAUUGUUUAUGUUAGAUACAAAUCAUGAGAAAAUUUGACUGUGUUAUUUAAAUUUUAAAGGCUUUUUAACAUAAGAAGUAUGUACCAACUAUUUCACCGUUCUGAGCACCAUUGAAAUGUAUAUAUAGGAUGCAACACAGAAAAGAAAACAAUCAAUGUAAAUUUUUAGUUUUAUAAUUUUAUAUGUAAAAUUACUUUAUGAUAAACAUAGUCUUUUUAAAAAAAUCAACAGUCUACAACUCUGUUAACACAGUACUCAACACAUAUGAAUCUGAAACAUUCUUCACUUUGUAGGUUACAUAUUCACAAAAAAUGUGAAUACUUUGGAAAACAAAGUGUCAAAUAUUUAGCUUUUUUUUUAAUUAAAAAAAAAACUCUUUUUAGAUUCUACAUUUCUGUAUGAGUGACAUUGUUCUGUGAAUCGUGCAAAUGCCAGUCCAUUCCUGCAUUCUACUAACUUCAAAAUGAUUGUUCAUGUAUAAAAAGUUGAAAUUUAGUUCAUGGAUGGAUUUUUCGGAUGUGCAUCUCCGGAGUAGUUAAUAAAUAAUUUUAAUUGGGAAGUAAAAAGUAAUACUCCGCUUAAAAGGUCUCCAUACAUAGUUUAAGAAAAAGUGAAAUUACAUUUUUACCGUACAUACAAUGAUUCCACUACCUUUGUUCAAAAACAAACAAUACAAAAUUGUUAUGUGGGCGUAAGGGGGGAGGGU